Molecule: messenger RNA, 1260 nt
Organism: Drosophila albomicans
Lineage: Eukaryota; Metazoa; Arthropoda; Insecta; Diptera; Drosophilidae
Product: sorbitol dehydrogenase-like
Exons: 6
Coding region: 99-1181 (360 amino acids)
Biological process (GO): D-sorbitol catabolic process
Molecular function (GO): L-iditol 2-dehydrogenase (NAD+) activity; zinc ion binding
Source: RefSeq, a predicted model, not a curated record
UGGAAUUAGUAGCAAAACAGCGGUCGAAGCGUGCGGGUUUGUGUCUGUGCUUCACGUGGUGUAUAAAACUUUCAGAGAAAUAAAAUUACGCAUUUAAAAUGGCUAAGGAUAAUCUGACUGCUGUAUUACAUGGUAUUGAGGACUUGCGUUUGGAACAACGUCCCAUACCGACAAUUUCCGAUGAUGAGGUUUUGAUUGCCAUGGACAGCGUUGGCAUUUGCGGAUCAGAUGUCCAUUAUAUGACACAUGGACGCAUCGGGCACUUUGUAUUGACUAAACCCAUGAUCAUUGGCCACGAAAGCGCUGGCGUUGUAGCUAAAGUUGGCAGCAAAGUGAAGCAUCUAGCUGUGGGUGAUCGAGUUGCAAUUGAACCUGGAGUCCCUUGCUCGAAGUGUGAGCUGUGCAAGCAGGGCAAAUACAAUCUCUGCGCUGACAUGGUGUUCUGUGCCACGCCCCCCUACGAUGGCAAUUUAACCCGCUAUUACAAACAAGCAGCAAACUUCUGCUACAAACUGCCCGAUCAUGUCACCAUGGAAGAGGCCGCCUUGUUGGAACCUCUGUCGGUUGGUGUCCACGCUUGUCGUCGCGCUAACGUUGGACUUGGCUCUAAGGUGCUGAUCCUCGGCGCUGGACCUAUUGGAUUGGUUACACUGAUCUCUGCACAAUUUUUGGGAGCAACAGAGAUUUUAAUUACGGAUCUGGUGCAAGAUCGACUGGAUGUGGCCAAAGAACUGGGAGCCACUCACACGCUGCUGCUUAACCGUGAAGAUUCUGCCGAAGCUGUGGCGGAGCGCAUUCGUCAAACAAUGAGCGAAGAGCCCGAUAGAGCUAUUGAUUGCUGUGGAGCCGAGAGCAGCACUCGCCAGGCGAUCUUUGCUACCCGAUCUGGAGGAGUGGUAGUUAUUGUGGGCAUGGGUGCAGCAGAAGUAAAAAUCCCACUCUUUAAUGCGUUGGCUCGUGAGGUGGACAUUCGAGGAGUUUUCCGUUACUGCAAUGAUUAUCCUGGUGCUUUGGCUCUGGUGGCAUCCGGUAAGAUAAACGUAAAGCGAUUGGUAACGCAUCACUUUGAUAUCACAGAGACUGCCAAGGCCUUCGAGACAGCUCGUUAUGGUCUGGGCGGAGCGAUCAAGGUUAUGAUACAUGUCCAGCCAAGGGACACAAACAAUCCUGUCAAAUUUUAGUUUCGCACUAAUUUCGAAACCGUGUGGCCAUCAAUAAAAUAUAUUCGAACAUGCACAAAUAAAUCUUAAGGAACUUGAA